Messenger RNA from Biomphalaria glabrata, 2292 nucleotides. RefSeq names its product tetratricopeptide repeat protein 30A-like. Gene Ontology annotation, cellular component: intraciliary transport particle B; axonemal microtubule. NCBI's taxonomy places the organism in Eukaryota, Metazoa, Mollusca, Gastropoda, Planorbidae. The coding region runs from base 99 to 2042 and encodes 647 amino acids. The transcript is spliced from 16 exons. The record is from RefSeq and is a predicted model, not a curated record. Gene Ontology annotation, biological process: intraciliary transport. Gene Ontology annotation, molecular function: intraciliary transport particle B binding; protein binding.
GAGACUCAAAAUAUUUAGGCUAGGGUUCUAGAACAGUAGGACUAUAUUUCUACAUAGGGUAGUGAGUAAAACAUUCCUCAGUGUUGACAACCGUAAAAAUGGCUCAUCUUCAAAUCAAAGAAGGUGAAUUCACGUCAACAAUUUAUGGAUUUAUAAAAGAUCAAAAAUUCUCAGAAGCAAUUCAAGUUCUUAAUCAUCAGUUACAAGGUGAAACAAAGUCCAGAGCAGCCCUAUCUCUGUUAGCUUAUUGUUAUUACCAAGUUCAAGAUUUUGUUAAUGCUUCUGACUGCUACGAACAGCUUGCUGUCCUUCACCCAGAAGUGGAAGACUACAGAUUGUACUAUGCCCAGUCCUUGCACAAAGCAUGUCUCUAUCAAGAGGCAAUGAAAGUGGCUUGCCAGAUUGAUAAUCCGAAAUAUCAGGGUCAGAUCACAAAAUUACAAGCAGCUAUUAAAUAUGGAGAAGAAGAUCUGCCAGCAGCAAAAAGCUUGGUGGAGCAAUGUCCAGCUGAUGACCCAGAUACAGAAAUCAAUUUUGGAUGUUUACUAUACAAAGAGAAACGCUAUGACGAAGCUUGUGAUAAAUUUGUUGGCGCUAUGCAAGUGGUGGGCUACAAGGCUGACCUGUCCUACAACAUAGCCCUGUGUCAUUAUAUGUUGAAGCAGUACGCUCCGGCCUUGAAGCACAUAGCAGACAUCAUUGAACGUGGUAUACGAGAACAUCCAGAGUUGAGUGUGGGCAUGACCACAGAAGGCAUUGAUGUCAGAAGUGUCGGCAACUCUAUGACAUUACAUGAAACAGCUCUCAUAGAGGCAUUUAACUUGAAGGCGGCUAUGGAGUAUCAGUUGAAAAAUUAUGAAGCUGCUGUUGAAGCAUUGACUGAUAUGCCGCCCCGUUCAGAGGAAGAACUAGAUGCUGUCACGUUACACAAUCAAGCACUGAUGAACAUGGAAAGCUUGCCAACUCAGGGAUUCACCAAAAUGCAGUUCCUACUUCAGCAGAAUCCCUUCCCACCAGAAACAUUUGGCAAUCUCUUGCUUCUGUAUGUGAAAUAUGAGUACUAUGAUCUAGCCGCUGAUGUCUUAGCAGAAAAUGCUCAUCUAACGUAUAAAUAUCUCACACCUUACUUGUAUGACUUUCUGGAAGCAGUGAUAACAAGACAAACGUCCCCAGAAGAAGCUUACAGGAAGCUGGACGAAAUGGCCACCAAACAAACAGAAACAUUGAGAAAGUUGACCAAACAAGUUCAAGAAUCUCGUCAGAAUCAUGAUGACGAGGCAGUGAAAAGGGCUGUCAAUGAAUAUGAUGAGGCUUUAGAGAGGUAUAUUCCAGUACUAAUGCAGCAAGCUAAAAUCUACUGGGAUAUGGAAAACUACUUGCAGGUGGAAAAAAUUUUCCGCAAGUCUGUUGAGUUCUGUAAUGAACACGACGCCUGGAAGCUGAACGUGGCGCAUGUUCUGUUCAUGCAGGAGAACAAAUACAAAGAGUCUGCCGGGUUCUACGAGCCAAUAGUCAAGAAAAACUAUGAAAAUUUGUUGAGUGUGAGCGCCAUUGUGCUGGCUAACUUGUGCGUCUCAUACAUCAUGACAAGUCAGAAUGAAGAAGCUGAAGAGCUCAUGAGGAAAAUUGAAAAAGAGGAAGAGCAAGUUGCUUAUGAGGAACCAGACAAGAAGAUUUACCAUUUAUGUAUUGUCAACUUAGUCAUUGGGACUCUGUACUGCGCCAAAGGAAACUAUGAGUUUGGUAUCUCACGAGUUAUUAAGAGCUUGGAGCCUUACAAUAAGAAACUCGGAACAGACACCUGGUUCUACGCCAAGUGCUGCUUUCUGUCUCUGAUUGAGAACAUGGCCAAACACAUGAUCAUGAUCCGAGACACAGUCCUCAGUGAAUGUAUUCAAUUUCUAGAAUGUUGUGAAAUGUAUGGAAGAGAGGUCAAGGCCGUCAUAGAGCAGCCUUUAGAGGAGGAGCCCAUGCAUCCUGGGAGAAACACUGUGGCUUUUGAAGCUCGGCUCCUGAAAUCUCUCUUGUUGCAGCUAAACUAAUCGGACAUUUUGUUUUUCCCUAGUCCUUUAUGUACAUCAAACUUUGAGAACAGAACUUUUUGUGUGGGUCAGUGAUGAGAAGGAUAAUUUCAUUGUUCUAAACUGUAUACAAUUUUGAAUUGAAACAUUUUCUGUGAUAUACAAAACUUUUUAUUUUAAAGAAAAAUGUCUCCGUCCAUUCCAAAAUGAUUACUUUAUACAUUUCUGUUCAUAAAUAUUUGUAUGAAAUAAAUUUUAUUUUUUAUUAUCA